AAUUACCGAUUUUCGGUCAGGCACAGAAACAUAUAGCAGAUAGCAGAUGACGGCAGAUAUGUCGAAUCAAUCAUCAGAAAAGCCGGAGGACACGUCUCCGGCGCCUCGGAGCGACGCGCCAAAGAUAAUUCCCCGCCAAAAAGCUGUCUCGGAUGCUGUUGUAUCUGCUAUACAAAAGACGGAUGAGACGGUACUCAGAUUGAACAGGCUUCUGUCCACAAAAGCUGGCCAGGACAUUGUGCUUUCCAACCUCAAUCACACGUCUCAUGCAUUGCAUUACCUUCUCGCUUCGUCUCCGAUAUCUAGACUGCGCCUAACUAUACGGCUAUGGCUCUUACGAAGACUCGGCCGGAACGUUUCCUCCAUCCCACCACCACCGGCGACUAAAAUUGCAUCCGCGCAACAACCCCCGCUAUUAGCAUUCUCCAAUUUAAUAUCAAAAACCCGCUAUACGCUUCGACUUCUGGGGCUGGUCUCCAUGUGGAGUUGGGGUUCAGCAACUUAUAAGUCGCCGCCGAAAGAUCCCGUGCUGCGCGCCGUUGCUUAUCUAGAGGUGCUCUCGAUGCUGGUUUAUCAGGCUCUUGAGAAUGCCACUUAUCUUGCAUCUAAUGGUGUGAUAGGCGAUAGCUUGAUUAAGCGGACGGGCGGUAUUGGUAAAUGGGAAUUGUGGAGUAUACGCUCUUGGUUCGGAUAUGUCUUGCUUGAAUUUGUGCGACUCUGGCGCGAGUCUAUCCUGUUCGCCCAGAGGGAACGAGAAGAGCAACGACAGGUUUCGGCUGGUGAGAAGUCGAUUGCUGUGGCCGACGCCGAGUUGAAAGCGGCGCGAGAAGCUGAGAUUCGCAGCUGGCGGAAGAGUCUGGUUAAUAACCUGGCUUGGGCUCCUCUGUGCGCUCACUGGAGCUUUGAGAAGGGUAUUGGUGUGCCUUCUAGUUUGACUGGGUUCGUUAGUCUGUUGGCUGGUGUAUGGGGGACUUAUGAUGCCUGGCAAGCUACUGCUUUACUUUGAUUGCUGUUCUCUCUUAUCGUUCUUUCAUAGAUCUACAUGUACAUCAUAACUGCCCUCAUAUCGCAUUUUCAGCUGGAAAGAACUAAUGCAAAUGGUCGAAGUUGAUC
This is a messenger RNA of Talaromyces stipitatus ATCC 10500, 1113 nucleotides long. RefSeq lists its product as uncharacterized. The coding region runs from base 47 to 1006 and encodes 319 amino acids. NCBI's taxonomy places the organism in Eukaryota, Fungi, Ascomycota, Eurotiomycetes, Eurotiales, Trichocomaceae. Gene Ontology annotation, cellular component: peroxisomal membrane. Gene Ontology annotation, biological process: peroxisome fission. The transcript is spliced from 2 exons. The record is from RefSeq and is a predicted model, not a curated record.